Messenger RNA from Paramecium tetraurelia, 2370 nucleotides. RefSeq lists its product as uncharacterized. Gene Ontology annotation, biological process: protein dephosphorylation. Gene Ontology annotation, molecular function: protein phosphatase regulator activity. Lineage: Eukaryota; Ciliophora; Oligohymenophorea; Peniculida; Parameciidae. The transcript is spliced from 5 exons. The record is from RefSeq and is a predicted model, not a curated record.
AUGUAUAACAUUAAAAUUUCUCCCAAACUGAAAUCAGAUGACCGGUCUAUAAUGAAUUAAAUAUUGAAAGAAGAGGCCUUUUUCUUGAACCAGAAGCAAGGCGAUAUCCACUCUUUUGUUUUAGAUGAUGAUUAAGAAUAGCUUCUUAACAAAUUAUCUAAUAUCCACAAGAUGACCAACAUAGACAAGGAGAAUUACACCAAGCAUAUUAGCUAUUGUAUGAGAAAUUUAGGAUAAAAAUCAAUUGAUAAAUUGCCUGGUAUUAUGGAAAAAUAUAAAACUGAAGAUGAAAGAAUUUAGAUAAUGUUUAUAGAAUAACUCAAUUUGAUCUAUGAAGUAGCAUAAUAGGCUUAGUAACCUGUCAUACAAAUUUUAAGCUUUUUCUUACUGAAUAGCAUUUUGAAAAUCAAGGAGCUUGCAGGCUAACAAUUAACAAAGAUUGCUCUUCAUUUAUAAGGAGAUGAAAAGGGAAAUCAAUUAUUGCCUAUAAUAAUAAAGAUGGCACAUGAUGACCUCAAUCAGGAUAAUAGAAUAGUGGCUUUGUAAUUAAUGGGCAAGCUCUCAUCAAUGUUCGGGAUAUAAUUAAGCGAAUCUUUUAUAGCUUUCGAGGUAAUGUCUCUUGGAGAGGAUUCAAAGCAAGAUGUAAGAAAGGAGGCAGUAAACCAGUUGCCCUUGGUUGCAAAAAUAGUUGGAAAGGACUUUUAUAAUAAAAAAUUGUUCCCAUUCUACUUGAAAAGAUGCAAAGAAACAAAUACAAAAGUAAAGACAGCAUGUGUUGAGCAUUUCUUACAAAUUGUAGAAUUGUCGUCAUAAAAUUAAAAAAUUACUGAUCUUACACCCUAGCUGUUGUAAUUCUAAAAUGAUUCGAAUAAAUAUGUUAAGGGAGUAGCAUAUAGAUGCUUGGCUAGAUUUAUUGCAGCGAUAGAGAAAGACAAACUCGAACCAAAACUAAUUGAAAACUAUUUGAAAAUGGCUGAUUCGGAUGUAAGAGAAUUACUUCCUGAAUAGUAAGUAAUGUUCGCAUGUGCUUAUGGUUUUCCUGCAGUUUUGUAGACAGUUGGAGUAGCAAGAUGGUAAUAAUUGCAUAAAUUAUUUAAUCAUCUAUGGAAAUAAAAAAACGAGAGAAUCUGUAAGACUUUGGCCGCCAGUCUUCAUGAAAUAGCUAAAAUUAUUGGAGCAGAGAGAGCUGAAAUAGAUUUGUUUCCUAUUUUAGAGACCAUUUUUGUAAAGGAACCAAAUGAUAAUGUGUUGAUGGGUUGUGUUAAGAAUUUGUCAUAAUUUUUGAAAAUAUUUUCAGAUGAAAAGAAAGAAGGAUUUUUGGAAAUAUUUUUUUUUAUUUAGAAAGAUAAAAAGAAAUGGAGAAUUAGAGAAUCAAUAGCCAAUUAAUUAGAUGAGAUGGCUCACAUAUUUCCAGCAGAUAUUAUAUUUAAAAUGAUUAUGCCUAUUGCUUUUAAGUUGUGCACCGAUAAUGUAGCAUAAGUAAGAAAGAUAGCAUCUUCAAAAAUUUAUUCUUUUUUUGAAGGAAUCAAAAAUUCACCUUUAUAUGAACAAUACAAAUUCUGCAUCAUCGAAAGCAUGAUUGGCUAUCAAAAGUCUUCAGUGUUUUAUCAAAGAUAAUCAUUUAUUUAAAUGUGUUCAAAAGUAAUGAAUUUAGAGGAUGACAUCUUUGAAACUUAUCUUCUAAAUCCUUUUGUGGAAUUAGCUCAAGACAAAGUUUAGAGUGUAAAGUAUAUGUUAUAUAUGGCCAUAGAGAAUCAUAUCAAAGAUCAAGGAAGAUUAUCAAAAAAUUAAAAAUUGAAUGAUGUAAUUAAUUUACUCUCAAAUGAUAAGGCCAUUAAAUCUCUUGUUAAAUAUCAAUCUACUUUGGAAGUCUAACCAGAGGCCUAGUAAUAGGAAAAAGAUGACACAAACCUUAAUCAAGAAUCUACUUCUUUUUAGGAAACUUAGCUAGAGGAAGUUGAUGAUGAGGAAGUACCCUAAAGAUAAGUUAAGGAAGAACCUAAAAUCCUAAAAGAAUUGAGAGAAGAGAAGCAAGAAAUGAUUCAAAGAUAAGAAGAGAUUCAAAAUUAAUAAUUACUAGAAGAAGCAGAUUAGAAAAUAGAAGAACAAGUUGGUUAAUUAACUCUGAAUGAAAAUGCGGAAACUAAUUUAGAAGCUGAUUAGACUGGUGAAUGUAUUAAAGAUACUUCAUCGGAUUUUAUCGUUAAUAAUAAUGAAUCUCAAGAAUUAUAAUAGUUUGAGUAAUUACAAGGAUAAGGUGAGUAAUAAUAAAAGCAGAGUGACGAAUUAUUAAUGAAUGAAGAAUAUUAAUAGGGUUCAUAAAGUGAUUAAAAAGAGGUAAAUACUGAGGAAGAUGCUUAAUAACUUUGA